Kockovaella imperatae is the source of this 1584-nucleotide messenger RNA. Its product is annotated as Septin-domain-containing protein. Gene Ontology annotation, biological process: cytoskeleton-dependent cytokinesis. The record is from RefSeq and is a predicted model, not a curated record. The transcript has 8 exons. NCBI's taxonomy places the organism in Eukaryota, Fungi, Basidiomycota, Tremellomycetes, Tremellales, Cuniculitremaceae. Bases 253 to 1401 code for a protein of 382 amino acids. Gene Ontology annotation, cellular component: septin complex; septin ring; microtubule cytoskeleton. Gene Ontology annotation, molecular function: GTPase activity; molecular adaptor activity; GTP binding.
CACUCCCUUUCCACCUGCCUCGCUACACGCAUCCAGUUCAGAUCUCAUUUGGAGAUCUUCACAGGCUAGCUCCAAGACCUUGCUGCUGUCAAUAGCGAGACGACGGAGUAGCUGUCCUAGUGCUCAAAUCUCCGAAACGCCCAGCGCACCUCGCUACGCGUGCAUUCCUCAUCCUCUUGCACCUUUCAACCCGCCGCCCUCAACGGGAAAACGAUCAAAAUUCCUACCGCAACUCAAUACCCCUCCUCCAUCAUGAGUUCCAGAGCCUCUAGGGGCCGGAAACAGGCCAAAAAGGGAGUUCAACUCACUCUGAUGGUCGUUGGUGGAUCAGGUACUGGCCGAACGACUUUUGUCAACACGCUGGUCGAGCAACCUCUUUUGACCCAUCGAACUCAAGCUUUGUUCCAGGAUCAAACGAACCCUCAUUCCCCUCUGGACAUUGAGCUGGUGCAGCAGGCGGCGGCUCACGCCCACGAAGAGCAAUCCACACGGAUCAAACCCGUCAACGUGGAGCUUGAAGAGGAUGGUGUGAGAAUCGCUCUGACUAUUGUCGAUACCCCUGGAUUCGGAGACAGCAUUGACAACGAUGAUUGCUUCCAAGAGAUCUCUGCAUACCUCGAGAGGCAGUACGACGAUGUUCUGGCCGAGGAAUCUAGGAUCAAGCGAAACCCUAGGUUCAGAGAUAAUCGCAUUCAUGCGUUGCUCUACUUUAUCCCUCCAACAGGGCACGCGCUGAGAGAGAUGGAUAUCGAGUUGAUGCGACGAUUGGCACCUACCGUCAAUGUCAUCCCGGUCAUUGGCAAGGCAGACUCGUUGACCCCAUCUGAACUGCGCGCGUUCAAGAAGAGGAUCAUGGAGGACAUUGAGUACUACGGCAUCCCGGUCUACAACUUCCCUUACGAUGUUGAAGAGGACGACGAGGAGACAAUUCAGGACAAUUCCGAACUCCGAGCGCUUUUGCCAUUCGCCCUCGUAGGAUCAGAGGAAGAUAUCAUGAUCAAUGGAACGCCAGUUCGGGGCAGGAGGUAUCCAUGGGGAGUGGUAGAGGUCGAUAAUCCUCAGCACUCCGACUUCGCCCGGCUGAGGAGUGCUCUGUUGAUGUCACAUCUGACCGAUCUAAAAGAGAUCACGCACGACUUCUUGUACGAGAAUUGGCGUACUGAGAGAUUGUCCAAGCAGGUCGGAGGCGGUGACCCCGACUCGUCCAUUCUCCCGGAGGAUAUGGCAAAUCAAUCUGUUCGUCUCAAGGAAGAGCAACUUCGCCGAGAAGAGGACAAGCUUCGGGAGAUCGAGUUCAAGGUGCAGAGGGAAAUUCAGAUCAAGAGACAGGAACUGCUGGCCAAGGAAGACAGUCUCAAGGUACUGGAGGCGAGAUUGGCUGCGCAGAACGGCUCUUCAUGAGCUGGGGGUAUGCCAGACUCUGCCAUACUGGCUGGCCCAUCUUCUCUAGUCCUCUCACCUUGCCUUUUGCUGAUGUCCACACGCCAUUUCCAAGUUGUGUAGACUGACGACCCCUUACAUGUCAUAUAUAUGCCCAGUAUAUACCUCACGAGCGUCUCACUUGGAGCGGAUAUGAAUUGCGUC